This is a messenger RNA of Carlito syrichta (Philippine tarsier), 672 nucleotides long. RefSeq names its product MKRN2 opposite strand (gene MKRN2OS). The coding region runs from base 1 to 672 and encodes 223 amino acids. The record is from RefSeq and is a predicted model, not a curated record. The transcript has 4 exons. NCBI's taxonomy places the organism in Eukaryota, Metazoa, Chordata, Mammalia, Primates, Tarsiidae.
AUGCACGGCGCAGAGGCCGGAAAGUCUUUAAUUCAAUUCAACCACUGUAAGAAGUCUAUCUACAGCUUCAGUGUGCCCCUGUGCUGCCCCCUCUGCCAGGGGAAUGUGGGCUCCAUGAAGCUGGAGGAAGCACCCGUUAGCAUCGCGAAUCCAUUUACUAAUGGGCAUCAAGAGAAAUGUUCAUUCCUCCUCAGGCCAACCCAAGGGACGUUUCUUAGGGAGUAUGAUGGAAGGUCUGAUCUUCAUGUUGGAAUAACUAACACAAAUGGAGUUGUGUAUAAUUACAAUGCACAUGGCGUCCAGCGAGACAAAACUGGGUGGGAGCAGAGCAUCAGCAUCCUGUUACUGCAGCCCAACAUGUACGGACUGAUGGACCAGUGGGACAAGUACCUGGAAGACUUCUCCAGCUUGGGGACCUGGCUGCCUCACAGGUAUGAAGAAGACCACCACAACUGCUACAGUUACACCCUCAUGUUCAUUAACUGCAUUCUGACCACAGAAGGCAAAGAGCCACUGGACAAGAGUGAGUUCACUGAGAGAUACGUGGUCCCGAGGACAAGGCUGGCAUCCAAGUACCUCACGCUUUACCGGGCGAUACAAGAGCAUGGCUUCUAUGUGAGUGACCACCCUGGCCAAGAGCCAUGCCUCGCUCCAGGCAGUGGCCUGUGCUGA